CUCACACUAUUUGAUUAAAAAAACUUAGCCAACACCUAAGAACAACUCAAAAGAGGCUCUUCCUCCAUUUUGUUUAAGCAAUUCCCAUUUGCAUUCCAUUGCUGUAUUUUCUGCCAUCUGCAUCCCCUCUCGUUCACCCUCAUAUCCCUCCAAAAUUUAAGCCAAUGCCAAUGACAUUACGACACCGAUGAUCUUGUAAUAUUUGAACCAUUCGUAGCUGCAAUCUCCUUUGUUUCUUGAUGUAGUACCUUCACUUUUGCCUGCACUCAUCAGUUUCAAGUAUUGUUGCAUAGAUUUUGUGUUAAAGGGAGCCCUCAAGAUUCACAUUGCUGAUUGAUCGUAAAUCACGUUAAGGGGUCGAAAAAUCUUCAAAGAAGGAUCAUUAAGAAGAUCAAAUUGCAAUAUAUUGAUGUUUUCUUGCAGCGUUUGAUGUUUGAUGGUAUGAGUUGUACAAGUUAAGGCAUGAAGUGGAAAUUUUGGUUGUUUUGAUGGGUUCUAAAAGGAAUUGGCUCAUCGUUUCGGUCAUGUUUUAUUCAUUGUUAUGGCUACAUGUUCAAGCAUCAGAAAACUACACUCAGGAUUCACUGAAUUCUUUCCUUUAUGAUUAUGCAUUCAAGAAAAUGCCCAGGCCUCUUACAGGUAGACUUUACAAGGUUUCUGCUCCUGUCAAUUUAUCGGGCAUGGAAGUUUCGUUCAUUCGCCUCAGGACUCAUAGUCUGUGGAGGAAUGGGGUUAACUUGAGUUCCUUUGAAAUCCCACCAAGAAUACUGCCAUGGCCUUUCACAAGGAGAGUUGACAUUCUCUAUCGAAAUCUAGGGAACUGGUCAACAUAUUACUACAGCGUGCCAAAUUACACGUUUAUCACUCCUGUAAUAGGAAUCCUAGCCUAUGAUUCCAGCACGACCUCAAUCAGAAAUGGACUCGUUGAGCUUAACACAACUGAAGACAAUCCCGUUGUCGUUAGGUUUCCAAAUGUUCCACUUGAGGUAGACGAAUUUGGAGUAAAGUGUGUUAGGUUUGGCACUAAUGGCACGUUGGAAUUCAGCAACAUGAUUGCAAGAAGUUGGUGUGCUUCAAGGGGUCAGGGGCAUUUCUCAGUUGUCGUUCCUUAUUCACCAAAAACGGAGAAAAAGAAGAGGGUGUUUAGGUGGUGGGUGGUGGGAAUUCCAGCAGGGGUUCUGGGAAUAGUCUUGUUUCUUGUUCUUGGAAUUGUGGCGUAUAAGUUCUUUAAAUGGAAAAGCAUAAGAGAAAUGGAGAGAGAGUCUGAAAAAAGUGAAGGCUUGGGCACAAUUUGGGUUGGGAGUAGUAAAAUGCCUUCAGCUUCAGGUAUCAGAACACCACCAGUUCUUGAAACUAGCUAUGUUCCUUGACUGGUUUUCCAGUUUCUUUCCACUCCAUUUCUCUUUUCUUUCUUUUUUCUAUUUUUUUUUCCCUUGUGCAAGUGAAUAUACUUUGUGUACUGUGUUAUAGUUAAAUUUGAAAUACAUUUUCUUGCUCCAUUCUGCAUAUAUUAAUUACAUUGGAAAUGACAUCUGAAAGCGUUAUUUCUCAAUUUUGCUGUCGUGUGUUUUUGUGUGAUAAGUAAUUUCCUGCAACCACCAGUUCAAUCGUCGACACUCUUGCAUGGUGGGUCGCAACAACUGUAGGUCCAAGCACACUGUGUGAGAGAGAGACACGAUCACACACCAAGAAUAUACGGACAACCUUGGACGGGUUGUUAAUUAUACUUUUCUCUGUAUUGCGCCGGAAGCAUUAUUUUCUAGGACGGCCAGUUGGAUUAUUUUGCUUUAGGCAUCCACCUUAAAUAUACUAUGUUGUUGUAUAUCGAAGUGGACCAUGAAUUGCAGCCUUGCAUAUUCAUCUGUGUAGUUUGAUUGACUUGAGGACUCAACCACUGGAGAUUUGUCUGUAGUGUGUGGAGAACAAGUUAUGAAUGUCACCCAAGAUUGGUUGUUAGGACAUUGCUUUCGCUUAAAAUAAUAUGCACAGAUGGUAUGACUUUAUACCAUAAUAAAUAUAGAA
Sesamum indicum (sesame) is the source of this 2022-nucleotide messenger RNA. RefSeq names its product transmembrane protein, putative (DUF1191). The record is from RefSeq and is a predicted model, not a curated record. NCBI's taxonomy places the organism in Eukaryota, Viridiplantae, Streptophyta, Magnoliopsida, Lamiales, Pedaliaceae. Gene Ontology annotation, cellular component: membrane.